This is a messenger RNA of Girardinichthys multiradiatus, 6296 nucleotides long. RefSeq names its product tetratricopeptide repeat domain 7A (gene ttc7a). NCBI's taxonomy places the organism in Eukaryota, Metazoa, Chordata, Actinopteri, Cyprinodontiformes, Goodeidae. The transcript is spliced from 21 exons. Gene Ontology annotation, molecular function: protein binding. The coding region runs from base 60 to 2732 and encodes 890 amino acids. Gene Ontology annotation, cellular component: plasma membrane. The record is from RefSeq and is a predicted model, not a curated record. Gene Ontology annotation, biological process: protein localization to plasma membrane; phosphatidylinositol phosphate biosynthetic process.
CAUCCUGCGUGGAUGGACGCUUACUGAGGACACGGACAGGCGCUUUUCAUGUCACGCAAAUGUCAAGUUUCCCGAGAGAAAAUGACGCUGCCAAAUCUCUCUUCAAGAUGCUUGAGUCCGCAGUUUCUCCUAUCGUAUCCGGGGAGUACGGUCACCACCACCGGGACAGAGCGGCGAUGGCGUCCCGGGUCUCCUUCACGCAGGUCCGGCUGGAAGCGGAGCUGGAGCGCUACCGGGCCGAGUGCCAGUGGGGCAAGAUUCUGGCGCUGGUGGAGCAGAUGCACGCUGCGCGGAUCCAUGAGGACGAUGAUUACGGCACGCUACUGAUGGCUGAGGCCCUGCUGGAGGAGUGCCUGCUGGAAAAUAUGGAUCUUUUGUGCAGCUCCACACCUUUAAUGGACAAACCUCAGGCCAGACUCUCCAAGGCCAAAGGCUACCUCAACACCAUCCUGAGCCGAGGCCGCCUCACACCCAGGUACUUGAAUGAGGCUCUGCUCCUGAUGGCCAAAGUGCACUAUGUUCAGGGCCGGUACCGGGACGCUCAGGGAAUGUGUGCCAGGGUGGGCUUGGAGGACCUGACCCAGGAUGACCAACCUGUCUACCACCUCCGCUUAUUGGCUGAGGCAUUCAUCAUUAAAGGUCUGUCUCUGGACCACCAGGCCCUGUCUGCGGUGUCUCGUAUUCGUCUUUCAGAGAGAGAGGAGGAGAGUCUGACCUGCUUCCUCAGGGCGUGUGACGCAGCCCUGUCCUACCUGCAGGAGCUCGAUAAGAUGGUAACUACUCCUCAUGCCAAAAUGACCAAAGCCAGCCUCCUUUCUACACAUGUAGACAUCGACCUGGGCUACUUCCUGCAGGCGGCUCUGCAGAGCGCUUACCUCUGUCUGCUGCAGAGGGGUCAUCUUGCGCAGGGUGCUCAUCAGCUGCGUAGGGUACUCAGGGUGGUGGAGUCGCGAGGGUCUCAGAGCUUCAGGAAGUGUGCAGCCAUAAAGCUAGCACAGGUGCUGCUGACCUCUGUGAGUGAGGGCAGCUACUGGCCCCCACAGGGCCCCCCACCUGCAGUGUGGCUCCAGAGAGAGGGAGCCGCAGCCUCCAAAGACGCCAUGUACCCCACCAUUAAACCGCCACUACGUUACAGCACAGAUUGUUGCUUCUGUCCUCAGGACGUGGUGGAGGAGGCUGUGUUGCUACUGCUCAUCACAGAAUCGAUGACCAGUGGUCAAGCAGUAAUCAGCCGUCUGCCGGACCAGGCCGAGGCUCGCCAGGCCAGCCUGCAGGAUGCCACCUCCGUCUAUGACAUGCUUACCAUCGGCAUGGCCAGGAGGGGGCAGUACGCCAUGCUCUCUGAGUGCCUGGAGCGAGCCAUGAAGUUUUCAUUCAACGAGUUCCACCUCUGGCACCAGCUGGGCCUGUCACUCAUGGCAGCCGGAAAGUGGGUCGGUGCCAUGUCUGUGUUUAAAGAAUGUGCCAGGAUGAGACCAGACGACCCUUCGUUGUCCCUGCUGGCUACUAAAAUCUGCAUCGGUCAACUGCACUGGUUCAAAGAGGCAGAGAAUCUGUCUAAGAGUGUGGCAUCGAUGGGAGAGGAGGCGAGGGAAUUUCUGCCCAGGGCCUACCUGGCUUUGGGACUCAGCUUCAGUCUUCAGGCUUCUGAGGCCACUCUGUCAGCUGAUCGGAAUGAAUUAAACAAAAAAGCCCUACAGGCAUUAAACAAAGCUAAUUCAUUAGACCCCCGGGAUGCUCAGAUUUCCAUGUACCUGGCUCUCCAACUGGCCCUUGUACGCCAGGUGUCAGCAGCCAUGGAGCCUCUACAGAGGGCUUUAUCUCUGCGUGCAGAUGACUUGCUCUCCCUUCACCUGCUAACCCUGGUGCUGAGUUCCCAGAAACAUCAUCGCCAUGCCCUGGACACCCUCACCCUGGCCCUCAGCCAGCACCCAGACAAUUUCAAUUUGCUGUUGACAAAGGCGAAGCUUGAAGAGGCCAUGUUCGGACCUGCUGCAGCCCUGCAGACCUGCGAGGAGAUGUUGCAACGCUGGCAGAGUCAGUAUGAUGUCAGUCGCUCCAGUGAGACAGAUGACAACAGCAGUAUACCGAUGGCUGAGAGGUCGGAGGUCAGCCCUGUUGUCAGGAAACCCUCCAUCCACCUCAACCUCCCUGACUUCCAGGACGCCUCCACAGGAUCCCACAGCCCUCCAUCACUGGCAGUGUCCCGCUUGGAAGCGGCGCUGUCGGAGAUAUCAGACCUGAGCUCCACCCGCCGCCAAGGACCCACUUACAUCUGGGCCACUCUAGAGCGUAUUUGGCUGCAGGCUGGGGAGCUUUUCAUGGCGGACAGCCGGCUCAAGGAGGCCCAGUUUUGCAUAGCCGAGGCCAGCUCCCUCUUCCCCAACUCCCACUCGGUGCUCCUGCAGCGGGGCCGCCUGGCCGAGCUCAGGGGCCAACUGGAAGAAGCCAAGGCAUUAUACGACGAGGCCCUGGCCAUCCAUCCCACUGGAGAGCACAUACUGGUGCAAAUGGGUCGCCUGCUGGUGAAAACCGGUCGUGUCCACCUGGGUGAGAAGGUGCUGCGUGAUGCGGUUCAGGUCCACAGUACCUCCCACGAGGCAUGGAGCGGCCUGGGCGAAGCUCUGCAGGCUCGGGACUCCAGCCAGGCUCCAGACUGCUUCUUGACGGCCCUCGAGCUGGAGGCAUCCUCCCCCAUCAGGCCCUUCACCAUCAUCCCCAGAGAGCUCUGAAGAGCUUGGGUUGGUUGUGGCCUUUUGUUGUUAUAUAAUACUGAAUAAGAAAAACUCAACCUGCUUUAAAUUAUAUGUUUGUUUUGGAGAAUUAUGUUGUGUUUCUCUGUUCUAGCAGAGCAAAAUAUGGAAAACUCUGAGCUAUUCUUGUAUUUAUUCAUUACGCAUAUCCUAAAUAAGAGGUAUUAUCUGUAUGUAGGUAGCUCAUACACAUAAAACCUGCAAAACGUAAAAUUCCUACACAUCACUUUAUUAUUGGAUUGUUCAGUAAGAUAUAAUAAAAAGUUUCAAACAUGAUAAAAAGAAAAUUACAUUUUUUCCUCUGUAGCAUCAUGAUAAGCUAAGCUAAGCUAACUUUUAGCAAGUUGUAACUUCAAAUGACUAUAUGAUUUGUUGGUUUAACGUACAAAAUUAAAUUAUGUUUUUAUAUUCAGUUGCAACAUUUUUAGUGACCCUUUUCAGACAUGCAUUAAUUACCAGGGGUGUAUUGAUACUUCAGCUCACAAGAUGUGACAAAGCAAGAUAUUAGCAAGAUAUUUUUAAACACACCAGAUUAAACUAAAAUACCUAUGAUGUUAUUAGAUGUUAUUUAUUGCAGUUUAAGUUGAUUUCUGUAAAUCACUGACCUGAGCUGUUGAAAGCACUUGGUAGCCAGCACCGUCCUCAGAAGACCAAUGAAGCAAUCUAUGUCUCAAAAGGGUUAAUGAGAAUCAGUCACUUUCUUGUUGUUCGAUUGUCUUUUUUCCAAAUCAAUGUCUGAGCAUUCUUUGCACUAUUUAUGAGAAAUCAUUUCUUAUGAAGAAACUUAAAUUUAUUUCCUAGCAUUGAUUAAGAACAUUGGAUAUGGUUAUUUGUAAAACAUGUGGCAAGGAAGUAUUUAUGUAAGUAAAAAGACCUCAAAGAAAUCAAUUUUCUGAUGCAUGCAUCUCCUAUGGAGUUAUUUCUUAAUAAGUUAUAUUUCUGUUGCAGUUUGUGACAAAUAAUGAGUUUUAUUUUAAAUACAGCUUCAGAAUGUGUGCACAGGUGUUGAUCCUCAUAUGAACAUUUGAUGCUGGCUUUUUCAUUAUUACAUUGAUCUCUGCCCGCAAACACUCACCUGUUCUGAUCUCUUCAAUGAAGCAGCUCACAUUUUUUCAGCCUUUGCUUUGGCACUCUAAAUCUAGCUCUAGUGAGGUGCAUCUGAUUUCUACAGAUCUUUAACGUGUUUCUGCAACUUUAUUUAUUUACAUUUUUGCUAGAUUCAAAUUAUUGAACCGGAUUUUAAACACACUUAUAAGGUCUCACAGUUAUAGGGUAAUACACAGUUAAAAGUGGAGGUCUGUCUUCACUAAAAGGCAAUUUACAUACACUGUAUAUAAAGAUUUUCAAAAUCCCAUAACAAUGAGCAGGAUCAUUGUUAGAAAAGUUUUUAACCAUCCUUAAAUUCACUAAUCCAAUUAUGAGGCAUUUGAAGUCAUGGCUUUUUCCUCUCUGAGUUGCCUUUUAGACCAAAAGACUUGUUUAACUGGCAAUAAUGAGUCUUUCUUACCAGCUGCAUCCAGCAUCUUCACAAAGUGUUUUGCAAAACACAUUCAUCUCUGAAUGGCCCCUACACCUCAGGAACCCGUCAGCUACCUGGACGGUAUAAUAACUGGACAUUUCCAUGAAAUGUACGCUAGCAUAUAAUCGUUUGGCCAGAAGAAUGUUGCACCUUCAGGCAAAUUGUUCCCAAUAAUGAACCCGACUUGUGAAGGUCCACAAUUAUUUUUAUGAUAUCUUGCCCGGUCUCCUUUGAUUGUUUCAUUAUGUCACAGAAGGAAGGAGCGUUUUGAGGCAUUACCUUAAAAUCCACGCGUGCCUCCAAAUCAGAAGCUCACAAAUCUAUGAGAUCAUCAUCUGGGCAAAAUAUUUAAAGGCUGAGUAAUCUUAACAUGUAAACUUCUGAAUUUACAAAAAGUAACAGAAUAUUGUUGUUCAGAAUAUGUUAUUCUAGUAUUUAGCAAAUAGAAAUAUUUUCGUUAUCCUAUCUGACCUAAAACAGGAAAAAUUUAGUCAAUCUAAAACAGUGAGAAACAAGAAGGUUAUGUUUUUUCAAACAGCCUUUAUACAUCUACAUAUAUGUAAGAUAUGUACGAUAUAUAUAUGAAUAUAUCUUACACUUCUAUUAAUUUACACAAACAUCUGAAAACAUGUUUUCACUUUGUGUUUAUGGGCUAAUUGUGUAAAUUUCUAAAACAAAUUGAUACUUAAAUGGGUUUCUCAAGUCUAAAAUGUAACAAAGUGUGUAAAAGGUGAAGCGGUGUAAAGACAUUUUUUGGUAAUGUAAUUUAGAGAAACGACAUGCACGUGUAAUUUUAUUAUCUCAUGAUCCCAUGUACAUGUUGGUCUGUGUAUUCAGUAAAUUUUAUUUUGAAAUUACUCCUCUCUGUGUUCCAGCUUGUUCUGUCCUCUACAGCGCAGCAUUUUUUUCAUUUUCUUCUUUAUUUUCGCUCAUGUGUCCAUGAUGCUUUCUGUUGUAAAAAAAAACAAAAAAAAACUAACAGACACCAUGGCGCUACGUCUUCACCUGCCUUGUCACUUGUAACUAAUGGACAUCACUUCUGAGUUCCUCACCACAUUUAUGCGAACGAUGUGACUUGGGCUGCUGGCUUAUGUAAUCCUGCAAGCACAAUCUUCUGCCUCCAACUUCCCUCUCCCUCUCUCUCCUCCUCCUCUCUGUUGGUCUGUGUCUCUCGCUCUCUCCGCCUGAUGUGAUGUGAUGUGGUUUGGUUGCCUAGCAGCCAUCCCCUUGUUUGAGUAACUGGGGAAAGCAGGGAGAUAUCUGCUCUGCUGAACAACACACAUACAGGAACAGCACACGCGCUCCCAGGCAGAAAAGACCAAUAAUGCCUCCGUUGUGCAGCUCUGCAGACUUGACUGGGUUUGUUUGAUGUCUGCUGUUACAAUGUGAGAUAUGAGCCAGCUGUAAUCAAUGUCCCAGGCUGGUAUAAAUCAAUUUGUUUUAUGCAAAUAGACAAAUAAAAUAAACUCUUUCUCUGCAGCUUUUUAAGGCACUAGAUCAAUCCUCUACUGCAUCCAUCACUCCAGGAAUAAAACUUCCUCAUUCAUCAAAACUUUUUUUUGCUAAUUGAUUGCAGCCUCUGCUGUCCGAAGGAAAAAGAAAAUCUAUUUUUACGUCUUUCCCUCCUGACUCACAGGCUCACUCUUGUUCCAUCCUCUCCUCAUUAGCACUAUGUCAGACACCUAAGCAGGGGCUUCGAGAGAUGAAUGGUCUAAUCCCGAAGGCUAGAGAAUGAAAUUUUACACUGUGUGAUCACACUUGCACAAAUAUACACAUACUGACUGAGAGAAGGGGGCAGCCUGUCCUACAACCCCCUGGCAGCAAAUAAGGAAAAAGUUGUCUUUGUUUGCAGCAAAGAUGAGAAUAACAGAUUUGACACAAAUGUUUUUAAUGCAACAGCUGAAUAUUUUGGAUUUCUAAAAUAUUUCUCUAAAUAUACAUUGUUGUAAUAGUAGAAUAAGUAUUAUGCAUGUUUUUUGUUCUCUACAUUUUUACAAAUAAAAAUCUGAAAAGUGUGGCAUGAA